Diachasma alloeum is the source of this 2869-nucleotide messenger RNA. RefSeq names its product golgin subfamily A member 1. Gene Ontology annotation, cellular component: Golgi apparatus. The record is from RefSeq and is a predicted model, not a curated record. The transcript has 8 exons. Lineage: Eukaryota; Metazoa; Arthropoda; Insecta; Hymenoptera; Braconidae. The coding region runs from base 11 to 2182 and encodes 723 amino acids.
UGAUCAGUGUAUGAAAAUGUUCGCGGGAUUGAAGAAUAAAAUACGCGAGGAAAUCGGAAGUGAUGUGUCGGCUGUGGUCAGGAGUGCUGGAUCGGUCAGGGGUAUCAAUUCCAGACAAAUCUCACAGACUGGUUCCUCCAGCAGUAUAAGUGGCUCGCAAAUAUCCCUGGACGAGUCUCGUGACGGCAGUGCCAUAUCCCCAUCCCCAAUCCUCCACCACAAAAGAGAAAACAGUUUGGAUUUCAAAUUAAGCGAUGGCACACCGUUGACACCCAAAGAUAUUAAAAAAUUCGAGAGUCGCGAGGAGGAGUGGAGGAGACGCCUGAUGAAAAAAGAGGCGGAGUUGCAGAAGAAAAUUGAUAAGAAGGAUGACGAGUGGAGGGUCAAGCUGCUCGAGAAGGAGAAAGAGUGGAAGAAGAUCCUGGAGAAACAGGAGAAGGAGAAAUUGAAAGUGGAAGAGGAGAGACAGAAAGCUGAGACUGCCAGGAAGUCCCUGGAACUCGCACUCAGGGACGCAGAAGAGUACAAAAAGAAACUUUAUAGCUUUCAAGAGGAUGCUGAACAACUUGAGGGGUUUCAGACACAGGAAAUGGCCAAAAUCAAACAUUUAUUAUUAGCGAAAGAACAAGAAGUUGAUGAGAAAUCUCAUCACUUAAAGUCAGCCCUGACUGAGAUAGAAACCCUGAAGACCGAAGUGUCUCGACUGCGCAGAUACGAGGAUGAACUGAAUAAUGUACAGGAUGAGAUGGAAAGCCUUCGUCACACGACUCAGCGUGAAAAGGCGCAAUUAUCCGGGGAAUUGGCCCAAACGAAAGAGGAAGUGCGUCACCUGAUGGUCAAGGUGUUUGUCCUUGAGCAGAGAGUGGCCCUCGAGUCGAACAGUGAAUCAAGUGUUGAUGAGAGAAUAGCAGAUCUGAUGAGAGAGAGAACACUCUUGGAGAGAAAGCUAGAAGAGGCGCAUCUCCAUUUGUCGGACAUUAAGACCAGUUGGUCGGGGAAGAUAUCCUCGCUGGAGACGCAGGUCGGCAGGCUGAGCAGACAAGCCGGUGAAGAGGGUCUCGAGAGACGGAGGGUUGAGGAGGAAAAGGAGAAACUCAAACAGAGGGUUAAACAGUUGGAGGCGGAAAUUGAGGUGAACAAUGUUGUAAUGGCAACGAAAGAUGCUAAGCUUUUGCGCAUGGCGGAAGACAUCGACGAGAUGGCUACGGAACUUAAAGAGCUCCGUGCCAGCGUUGAUGAUGAGGUCGAAGAGUUUAAACGACAAAUUGGAUCAUCAAACGAAGAGUUCGCGAAACUCAGGUCCGACUUGGAAGAGAAGACGAGACAAUUGUCGGAAGUGCAAAUAGAACUGGAGCAGUUGAAAUUGGCCUGCGAGGCUGAGAAGUCCAACAAUUCCUCCUUACACAUGCAAUUAGCACGAUUGCGAGAGAACCUUGAGACUGAGAGAACAUCGUUCGCGACCCUGAGGCUUUCCCUCGAGAAGGAACGCGACGAGAAGGACCUGGCGCUCCUCAGGAAUGCUCAGGUGUCGCAGGACUUCGAGCUCGCGAUGCAGGAGAAGAGGAUUCAGGAGACUGAGAACGUGGAGCUGCAGAGUAAGAUCGAGAGUCUCGAGAGGACGAUGAAGAAGAUGAGGCACGACAUGGACGAGUCCUCGAGGAGUUUCGAGGAGGCCAGGGAGAGAUUAGUUGUGUUCGAGCAGGCGGAGGACGACCGAAAGAAGAACGAGGAGAUGGAGAGAACGUUGAAGAGUAAUUUGUCGGAUAUGGAGGAACAGUUGAGCGAUAAGACAAAGACAAUCAAAGUGCUUCAGCAGAGGCUAGCAGACAUGAAGAAGACCCUUCAACGAGAAUUACGAGUACCUUCAUCAUCAUUGGACAGUGAUGCUGAGCCACCUCCAGCAAUACUCAAUCCCAGUUCAUCCAAAACUGUCACUGCCAAAAAUUCCAGCGGCCAAGAGGAGGAUGUCAACUUCAAAUAUCUCAAGCAUGUGCUGAUUAAGUUUUUGACGAGUAGGGAAUACGAGGCUCUCCAUUUGACCAGAGCUGUAGCCACACUCUUACACUUUUCACCAGAGGAAGAAAGACUGCUCCAGGAGACACUGGAAUGGAAAAUGUCGUGGUUUGGCACACGUCCAAAUUUAGGAUUCGGCCAGACAGCAAAAGCUAUUCCCCCCAGCUGAUAGUGAGGUGUAUUCUCCGUUCAAGGAGAAGUGUCAAUUCCAAUGGGCCAAAGUGCCACUGACUUUGAAUCAUAUUCCAUUGAUGAAUCACUGCUCCCACUGUCACGAUCUAUUUUCGGGUAGAAGUUGAGAGAUUGCAGGAAUAGGAAUGACCAAAAUUCCAUGAAUUUUUUUAGAGCCAAGAACUUAUGCCAAUUACUUUAGAUGGAUAUUAAUUUGUAUGAUUUUGCCUGUGUGAGAACCCUUGUGACGUUUAUGUGAAUUACGUUUUGUACAAAUUGCUUGUAUAUGUGACUACGAAUUUGGAGGCGAUAGUUUGGAUUCAGGGGAUUAUUUAAUUCCAUAUAAACGAGAAAACCCCACCGAUUAGACGUAAUUGUGAUAUGCUUGAGUAUUUUUGGAGAUGAGAAUAGACAGUUGAGGGGAAUUGUUCAGCUAAACAAAUUUCGUUGGAAAUUCCAGUAGAAAUUCACGAGAUUCGUGGGUCGAUAAGUAUUAAUAAAACAUUGCCAGUUUCAACAUUUUCCUAGGAGAGAUGGGAGGGGAGAGUGAGUAGAGAGGAGAGACGAAUUUUGGGGACGAGACACGUUGAACGUGUUCCGACAGAUUUCAAUAAGGAGUUACUGUGCCUAAUUCAGACAUCGUACCAUAGAUCCCAACUGUCGAUAAAUUGUACAUUAAAUAAAC